Molecule: messenger RNA, 1098 nt
Organism: Argiope bruennichi
Lineage: Eukaryota; Metazoa; Arthropoda; Arachnida; Araneae; Araneidae
Exons: 2
Coding region: 1-1098 (365 amino acids)
Molecular function (GO): zinc ion binding; nucleic acid binding
Source: RefSeq, a predicted model, not a curated record
AUGAAUUGGUGUGAGGACAAUGGGGUGAACCGACUGAACUGGGCUGCCCAGAGUCCAGACUUGAAUCCUAUAGAAAACCUCUGGGACGAGUUGGAUCGCCGAAUUAAGAGAUGCGACAACCGUCCAAAAUCGGUGAAAGAACGUACAUGUCUUCUCCAUGCCGGGUGGGAAAAAAUACCACUGUCUGUCAUCCAAACAUUUGUGGAAAGUAUGCCCCGUAGGGUUAAGGCUGGAACUAUAAAAGGCCGGCAGUCUCAAGCCGCAGUCAAUAAAAAGCCCCGCACCGAAGAAAAUUUCAAAAUCAGCACGGAAAACUCCUACUCCCAUCUACAAGAAGAAAGUGAUAGGCCACCAAAAUCAAUAGCACCGAUCAGUUUAGUUAUCCAAGAAAACUUCAAUCAAAUACUACAAGAGAUAAUGAGGAAACAUCCUGAAACGGAAAACCAUUUUCAAAGAGGUUUUAUACAAAUAAAACCAAAAACAGAAGAAAGCAGACGUGAAAUAAUUAGCCUACUCCAAAGCAAAAAACAAGAUUUCAUUAUCAAUGAAGCUCCUGAAGAAAGACCUAUCAAAAUAGUUAUUAGAGGACUCCCGAACUACACCACAAUAGAUGACAUCAAAAACGAACUUGAAGCGAAUAAUUAUCAAAUUCAAAGAAUCAACCAAAUGAAGAACUUCAGAUCAAAAACCCUCCUCCCAUUAUUUCUCGUAAAAGUCAGAAAAACCGGUAACUACAAGAAUAUCUUCAACCUUAAACACCUUUGUUUCCUGUCCGUGAAAUUAGAGCCUUACAGGACAAAAAAUACUGCCACUAUAUGCUACAACUGCUCCGGAUUCCACCACUCUGCCAGGAACUGUCGAAUAAAACCCAGAUGCAUCAAAUGUAACGGAAACCACCCCACCCGUGACUGCCAAAUAAAAGAAAAAAUAGGGAACCCUGUUUGCAUUAACUGCAAUGCGACCGGCCACCUAGCAGCCUGGAAAGGAUGUCCUGCAAUACCUAGAGCCCAAACCCAAACUGCAAACUACCCCAGAAGAUCAUAUGCUGAAGUUAUCAAUAAAAGUAAUAGCCAAAUCAUCAAUCCUACCCGGUCUUGA